Messenger RNA from Gadus macrocephalus (Pacific cod), 1993 nucleotides. RefSeq names its product serine/threonine-protein kinase NIM1. Bases 208 to 1440 code for a protein of 410 amino acids. Gene Ontology annotation, molecular function: tau-protein kinase activity; protein serine/threonine kinase activity; ATP binding. NCBI's taxonomy places the organism in Eukaryota, Metazoa, Chordata, Actinopteri, Gadiformes, Gadidae. Gene Ontology annotation, cellular component: cytoplasm. Gene Ontology annotation, biological process: intracellular signal transduction; microtubule cytoskeleton organization; protein phosphorylation. The record is from RefSeq and is a predicted model, not a curated record. The transcript has 4 exons.
GCGCUUUUACUGUAUCUCUGUCGGAACUCAGUUGACCUCAUAGAUAUUAAUACAUUGUGGUAAUAGGAUUGUCAGGGGUGCGUUGAGGAGAGCAUAGUGUUCAUUCAAUCCCUCUUUCCUAGUCAGCACGAGCCUGUGUGAGAGACAAAUCGUUUCAGUGCCCUGCAAGAUGGCCUCCAGGCAGACCAAGCACAUUAUCCGAAGAUAAUGGUGCCCUGCCCUGCGAUGGCAGCCAAAGCCUUUUCAGCACCAACCUCCCCAGGGCUGACCGAGGCAGAGAGGAGGAUGAAGUCCCCAUUCGAGAGGAUGGUCUAUGACAUGACCCACAACGAGCGCAUGGGCAACGAUCUGUUGCUGGAACGGAGGGUGGGUUUCUACGAGCUGCGAGGAGAGAUAGGACAGGGAAACUUCUCCCACGUCAGACUGGGCAUCCAUGCCUUGACCCAAGAGCGGGUGGCCAUCAAAGUCUUGGACAAGACCCGUCUGGCCAAGAAGAGCCAGUCCAUGUUCACCUCUGAGAUCAGCUGCAUGGAGUCCCUAUGCCACCCCAACAUCGUGCGUCUCUACGAGGUGAUGGAGACCAGCCGGAAGCUGUACCUGGUGAUGGAGUACGGCAGUGGUGGAGACCUGUACACCCGACUCACCACCAGGGGCAAGCUGGCCGACGCGGACUCCAAGAAGAUCUUCGCUCAGGUCAUAUCUGCGGUCAAGUACAUGCACGACAAAAACAUUGUCCACCGAGACCUCAAGGCAGACAACAUCUACUACACCACCAGCUACUGCAUCAAAGUGGGCGACUUUGGCUUCAGCGUGCAGAGCGACCCCGACCAGGUCCUCACCACCUUCUGCGGCUCGCCCCCUUACGCCGCCCCUGAGCUGUUCCAGGACCGCGGCUACGAAGGCCGCUACACGGACACCUGGGCCCUGGGCAUCCUGCUCUUCUUCAUGGCGACGGCCACCAUGCCCUUCCUGGGGGCCAGCAUGAGCAAGCUGAAGCGCAGCAUCCUGGCGGGCUCCUACACCAUCCCCCCCUGCGUCCCUGAACCCUGUCAGCAGAUCAUCAAGGGCCUGCUGCGGCCCGUCGCCACCGACCGCACCUCGCUCCCCGCGGUGAUGGCCAGCCACUGGCUGGGUGGCAUCGAGAGCCCGCGGGAGUACGCCAACCUUCCCCUCGCGCCCGCCCACUUCGCCCAGGGCUCGCCGGACCUGGGCGUGGAGGAGCAGGAGGUGAAGGGCCUCAUGUCGGACCUGGGCAUCUUGGCCGUGCACCUCCGGAACAAUCCGUGCGCGGACGCUCGCAGCCCGCUGACGGGGACCUACCGGAUCCUGCUGCACCAGGUGCAGAAACGCCGGUCGCUGGAGGCCUUGAACUACGUCACGGCGCAACGUCCCGGGGAGUACGGAGCUCAGAAGCCCACUCCUGUUUGUGCCGUACUGUGAGCUGCCCCCUUGUGGCCAUAGAAGGGACUUGGCAGGGCAUUCCGACCGCACCGUAUGCAAACUGAAUUUACAGGCUUUGCACGUGAGCUUGCGUCCAAUCGGAUGCUUCGGGUGCAGUUUGAAAUGAUGAUGGGAUCUAAGCGUGAAUGGAUUUCUACCUCAGUCUACUGUCGGUUUCCAGUAAAAAAAAAACUUGUUUGGGUAUUUGCAUGAAUAUGAUGAGAUGGAGUUUGACUCUCAUUGGAAAUACAUUUUUGGAGUUUUAAUUCAUCACAUUCAACCAAUGAACGUUCUUUAACUGAAGCAUUCAUAUAUUUCAAAAAUAAAUAUUGAAAUCCACUGCAGGUAAAGCCACAAUAUGUAGUUGCAUUUGUAUUUAUUUUUUGCUGUAUCAGAAGGUAGACAUUAGUUAGCGAGAACAUUGUAGAAUCAGGAGAAGCAACAGUCAAUGAAGCAGUCUUCAAGUCUUCAACACAAAAUCCAGCAAUGCCUUUAUUGAAAUAGGUCCUCAUAACCUGUUUGCAAUAACUGUGUGCAUUAUGUGUCUUGUAAA